This is a messenger RNA of Aspergillus candidus, 1022 nucleotides long. RefSeq names its product cytochrome b5-like heme/steroid binding domain-containing protein. The record is from RefSeq and is a predicted model, not a curated record. The coding region runs from base 243 to 653 and encodes 136 amino acids. The transcript is spliced from 5 exons. Gene Ontology annotation, biological process: sterol biosynthetic process. Gene Ontology annotation, molecular function: heme binding. Lineage: Eukaryota; Fungi; Ascomycota; Eurotiomycetes; Eurotiales; Aspergillaceae. Gene Ontology annotation, cellular component: endoplasmic reticulum membrane; intracellular membrane-bounded organelle.
GGAAGAUCCAGUUCCUGUCUCGGAAGGGAUUGUCGGCAGGGAAAAUUAAUCUUGAAGAACACUGAACAGAUUUGGUUGAGUGGUAGACUGGUCAACGGUCGAGACGUCUCUCUCUCUAUAGUAUUGAUCUCUCUCUCCUCUUCAUAUCCUUCCUCUAGUCCACUCCCCUCUGUGACUCCCACUCAGUCUCACCGCUUAUCUCUCCCUCAGUCCACCUGAUUCGUCUCCAAAUCACAUCCAUCAUGUCUGACACCAAGGAACUCACCCUCGCCGAGAUCGCCGGCCACAACACCAAGAAGGAUCUCUACAUGACCGUCCACGACAAGGUUUACGACGUCUCCGCCUUUGUUGACGAGCACCCCGGUGGUGAGGAAGUCCUCCUCGACGUGGCUGGCCAGGAUGCCACCGAGGCCUUUGAGGAUGUUGGCCACAGCGACGAGGCCCGUGAGAUCCUCGACGGCAUGUUCGUCGGUAACGUCAAGCGCUUGCCCGGUGACCCCGAGCCCCGCGCGCACGCCCCCGCUCCCUCUGCCUCCUCCGGCUCCGGAACCGCCGGCAUCGGCGUCGGUCUGUACGCCUUCUUCCUGAUCGGCGGUGUCAUCAGCUACGUCGCCUACAACUACAUCCAGCAGCAGCAGGUCGCCGCGCAGUAAGCGUGGAUCCUCUGCAAGAAAGAUUUUUCAACAAAAAAAUAAGGGGGGAAGAAGACAAUCAAAUGACACUGACGAGAGCAUCCGAUUUUUGCCUACAAACCUCCCGACCGAUAGACGACUGGGUUGUGAAGGGCCGACUGAUUGAUUAUUGAUUAUUGAUGGAUGGGUUGAUUGAUUGGCUGAUUGAUCGUUAUCGAUAUCCCAGUACCAGACCGUUUUCUUGUUCUUUUCGUGUUUCGACUACCACCACUACUACCUACCACGUGUUUUGUAAUUUCCCGGGUCGUUUUCUUUUCUUUAUUUCGUUUAUAUAAUUUUUGGACCCAUCAGCCCAUGCUUAGACCAUGAAAGACAGACCCAUCUUGAAUC